CGUCUUCAGGAACUUCAGCAAUCGCUCGAUGCGGCUCAAUCGAAACUAGCCGCACUGGAAAAGCAGAAAUCACGGCUGGCCGUCGACACGGAGGAGGCGCACGCCGAGGCGGAACGUCACCAGACGCAAAUCACGCAAAUGGAGAAACGACAGAAGCAAUUCGAUCGCAUCAUCGACGAGUGGAAGCAUAAACUCGACGACGUGAAUCAGGAGCUGGACGCAGUGCAACGGGACGGCCGAAACUCGUCCACCGAGCUCUUCAAGGUGCGCUCGUCGAAUGAGCAGUUGGGCGAGCAAGUGGACGCGAUGCGACGUGACAACAAAACACUCGCCCAAGAGAUCAAAGAGCUGCAAGAGCAGUUGACAGACGGCGGCAGAUCAGUGCAUGAGCUGCAGAAGGUGGUGAGACGUCUGGACAUCGAGAAGGACGAACUGCAGCGAGCGUUGGAUGAAGCCGAAGCGGCGCUCGAGGCCGAAGAGAGUAAGGUGGCCAGAUCACAGGCGGAGGUCACGCAGAUCCGUUCCGAGAUCGAGAAACGCAUCCAGGAGAAGGACGAGGAGUUCGAGAACACCCGUAAGAAUCAUCAGCGCGCGUUGGACUCAAUGCAAGCAACCCUCGAGAGUGAAAUGAAAGGAAAAGCCGAGCUGCUACGUGCCAAGAAGAAUCUCGAAUCGGAGAUCAACGAUUUGGAAAUAGCGUUGGAUCACGCCAAUAAGGCGAACGUGGACGCUCAGAAGAGCAUUAAGAGGCACAUGGAGCAGAUCAAAGACCUGCAGAUGCAGAUCGACGAAGAGCAACGCAAUCGCGAGGAAUUCCGUGAGAACUACCUAUCGGCCGAGAAACGUCUGGCGUUGGCACAAUCCGAAAAAGAGGACAUUCAGGCGAAUAUCAUGCAGACGGAAAGACUGAAAAAGCAACAAGAAGCUGAGCUGGCCGAAUGUAAACAACAGAGCAGUGAGUUGACGACGAGGAAUGCGAACUUGAAAGCGGCCAAAAAGAAGCUCGAAGCCGAGAUGCAGUUGAUCAGAGGUGAACUGGAUGAGACUCUAAACGAGCUGAAGGCAUCUGAGGAACGUUCGAAGAAGGCGAAUGCGGAUGCAGCACGUCUUGGUGAGGAGUUGAGACAGGAGCAGGAGCAUGGCACGCAUCUGGAGCGUGUUAGAAAAGGUUUGGAGCUGCAAGUGAAAGAAAUGCAAGCGAAGCUGCAAGACGCCGAGAUGGCCGUGCAGAAGUCGGGUCAGAAGGCCGUGGCGCAGAUGGAGGAGCGUGUGCGUAAGGCAGAAACCGAGCUGGAUGCGGAGACUCGACGCUAUCAGGACGCAAUGAAGACACUCUCGAAGCAGGAGCGUCGUGUCCGCGAGCUGCAGUUCCAGGUGGACGAAGACCGCAAGGCUUUCGAGCGCAUGAACGACCUCAUCGAUAAGCUACAGGGCAAGAUUAAACUGCAGAAGAAACAAGUGGAUGAAGCGGUUGGUUUUUGUUUCUUCUUUGAUGUCUGUGAUAUUUCGUCGAAUCGUCGUCGAAAGUUGUCGAAUCGUUGA
Molecule: messenger RNA, 1542 nt
Organism: Anisakis simplex (herring worm)
Lineage: Eukaryota; Metazoa; Nematoda; Chromadorea; Rhabditida; Anisakidae
Source: the annotation of a GenBank genome assembly